CCGUGGAGUGCUUACUAUACAUUACGUAUGUUAUAAUACUUGUCAAAGUGUGUGUUGUGUUCUAAAAUGAUGUUUAUUAUGGAAGAUUUCGAACGCCGACAACAGAGGGAACGUGAGAAACAUAAGCGUCAGCAAGUGCAAAGUGUCGGUCGUGAGUAUGCCCUCUUCCCCGAACCGCGUCGUGUGAAUCCCUCUGAGGUUGACGACGAUAUCAGCGCCAAACUGGGCGAUCACUCCAAAGCCAUUGAGUUUAUGAAUACGGACGCUGUCGGUGUACAGCCGUCCUCCAACAAUGCCUUGCUCUCCAGUCAUAUACAAACAAGUGCCUCCUCUUUAGCUGGCGGCAAUGGUGUCAACAGCGCCUCUAUGCCUGCCAACGCGUCGUCUUCGUCUCAGCGAUUAUUGGCCGGCCCACCUGGUUCUCAACCGCCCCAGCAGUCAUCGCAACAAACACAUCACUACCAACAGCAAUUGCGCCAACUCCCGUAUCUAAAGCAGGCUGACAAUAAGCCACCGUACAAUGGACGCGGGGGCUAUCCUGGCCAACCGGUAAAAAAUGAUUUUCGUUCCAGUAGUGGUAUGGCGCCACCGAAGGGCCCACCACCAACUUCGACAAUAACAACUGCCGUCGGCAGCGGAAAUAACAAUUGUAGCAGCAGUAGCUCAGGUGCAACGACGUCCUUGCCACCACCGCCUCCGAAUGGGUACUUGGGUCCGCCCAAAUCGACAGCACCAUUACACAAUGGCUGCUUCUCUAAACCUUUACCGCCUUCUAUAAACGAUAUCUUCACCAAAGUGGAUCAGCAGUUUCGCGCUCCUGAACAAAUUACAAAAAUUGCCGCCACACCACGCACUACCAUUGGUGAAUAUAAUUUGAAUGGGCCGAAUCGGCAUAAAUACUCUGUUGGGCCGAUACAGCCUAUUUUGGGCUCUCCACCAUCUGGAGCAGAAUUGUUGCAGAGCGCGGUACCGCCACCCAUAACACCAAUCUCAGCUCUGCCUGCAACGCCCAAUCCACAGGCUAUUUCAAGCGCCAUGGCUAUAACGCCCAUUGAUAAUGGCGGCACGUCUACAGCGUUGCCUACUGCUAUGAAAACGACGGUAGCGGCAGUAACGACGGCGGUACCAACACUCAGCGCGUUAAAUGCACCGCCGGUUACGUCAGCUGUCAGACCAGUAUUGUCAAUGCCUAAGGAGCCUUUGAAACCGCUACUGGCGGAAAAAAUUGGGCCUACUUUGGAGAAGCAGAACUCCACUUUGGAAAAUGACUUGGAGCUUUCAGAAUCAGAUGACGAUCGCAAGAAGCAAAGUGGCUCGUUACAUAAUUCAAGUGAUAGCUCACCCUCAGAUUCCAGUGAGUCUGGCAGCGAGGAGUCGUCAAAAAGUGAACAACAACCUACACAAAUGUUGCAUCAGCAACAAUCUGCAGCACAACAGCAAAACUUGCACGCACAUCACUCAUUCCAAAAUCAGCAACAUGGGCAGCAGCAGCAACAGCUACUGCCACAACCAACACAAUCCGUCGUACGUUCAGGAGUGAGUAAAUCCGUUAAUGAUAAAUCAAAGGUGAUGGAACCACUUGUCAGCAGUCGCUCAAGCAUUUAUCUCAGCAGCAAUGUUCUGGGCUCAGCAGGCUCUUCCAGUUCGGGCCCCAGCUCCACCUCAUCCUCCUCCAAUAAGACGCCAUCACCUUCUGAUUCGAGUAAAUGGCACUUAAGCCGGUACUUCAAUAAAAAGCCCACACAAACACAGAACGAAACCCCAUCACUGCUGAAUUCGCUAGUCGUAAAUUCGAUUAAUGUGAGCAUGGAUGAACCUACUUUGCUACCUGGUGGUGCACAAAUAAUACCAGAAGCCACGCAGCCGCAACCUAAUCCAGCGAUCGUAAAGCAUGAAACAUCCAACUAUGGAACAACGCAAAAAAAAUUUUUAGUACGAAGUGAUGACGACGAUGAGGAGAUUGGUGGUGUGCGAAGAAGUUGCGAUGCGCGUACCGUUUCAACAAAUGCUAAUACCGCGAAAUCGAGUGUAUGUGGUGGCGUGCCAGCGUUGUUAAAUGAAAUCAAAAAGGAAUCCGAUGUGCUUUAUCCUAGCUCCUUAUUGAAGGCUAGCUCCGCAGUCAGCGCGCAGACUCAUGCACAUGCCGCAUCUCAACAACAGCAAUCACAGGUGCCGUUACUUAACGCUGCCGAGUUCGUUGCAAUACCAACGAGUCAAAUAAAACACGAAGCACCCGGCUUGUCGACAGCAUCAACGACAACAACAACUGUUGCGCCAAUGUCCCUUGCCGGUGGUACUACUACAGUCACACCUUACAACACGUCAUGUGCUAAUGCUAGUGGGAGUGGGAAUGGGCGAAGGCGUACGCCCUCUGUCUCACCGCAUGUGCGCAAUAGUGUUACAACCGGCACAAAGGCUGGAGAAUUUGGGCGUGUUACUCAAUUGUCGGCGCCUUCCAGCGAUGGGCCAAGCAGUGGAGACGAAGACGACAUAACAUCUGUAAGGCCAACCGUGCCAACGCUAGGCCCAGGUGGCACAUUGAAGAUACCUGGUGUACCCGCCGCCAUCACCGCUUUACCGCCUUCGCCACCGCAACCAUUGGUGCCAGCGCCUACACUUCGAAACUCAAUAACAGUGGUGCCAAUUGAUCCACUCCCGACGACAGCGCCAACACGCAGACGAAAAAAGCCCCGAAACUUAGUACCCAUAGUUACGACGCAUCUAGAUACGAGUGACGAAGAAGACAUGGCACCGGCGAAGGCUGCCUUUAAAAGUGGUGGUGUUACAGUUAGUCCGGCAGCGCUGCGAGCAGCAGCUGGUCCAGGCGGAAAAUUGUAUGCAGAAUCAACACCGCCAGUCGCGGCAAAAAAAGGUCCAGGCCGGCCACGUAAAACGGCAAGUAGCGGAACAGCCAGUAAUACAACUACAACUGUCACCGUUGCAAAAGGACCGACACUGACGGCGAAGAAGGAUGUGGCGAAUAGUGGUGCUGUUGCAGCCAAGAAGCCGACUGCAAGGAGGAAAGGUUCAAAGCAGAAUUUGAAUUCGGCUGCGACGACAUCGACGACGAAAAUAGCAACACAAUCGCAACAACCAGUCGUUUCAGCACUAACACGCGCUCCAAGCAUUGAUUCCUCCUCUGGCUCUUCUACGACCUAUUCGACGUCCAGUUCUUCAUCUUCUGAUACAGAAGGCUCGUCAUCCGAUGAUGAGGAUGAAGAAGCGGUUGCGAGCGCUACAUCGACCAAACGCAAUCCAACGGCGCGCCCCACAGCGGCAGCAGCAGUAACUGCGGCAACGGCAGCGGCGCCUGUCGGCACUAGUCGAAUUAUAGUGCAAUUGAAUAAACGUAAAUCCUCCCGUGACGAUGCGCUACCUACAACAGCUACGACAGCAACAGCCAGUGGUGUAUCAAAAUCGUCAAACAAUGGAAAGCGAAGACGAACAACACCACAGUUUGAAGAUGCCGACAGCGAUGAUGACUCGUCGGAAUCCGGCUCUGGUUCGGAUGAAAGCUCUGUCAGCAACUUUAUCACAGCGAACGCCAAUACAAAUGUGGUUGCACCGAUAGGAGCUGGCAGUGCCAGUGGCGGCAGUUCACAUCGAUCACAGAAUUUGCAAUCACCAUACAAAGUGCCGAUUUCAACGGCGCCUGUGUCUAGUUCUUCGUCAAGCUCGAGCAACGGUUCAUCUACGUCCUCGAGCAGCAGCAGCGGGGGUGAACACUCUGAUAGAGAACGUAGCGCAGCAUCCAACAACCGUGUUAAGGGCAAAAAUGUGAAAACGGGCGCUAAGGGCGCAACUUGCCCCAGCACCGUUACUAGCAGUGCACGACUACGUCGUGAUAAGCCAAAGGCGAGUGACAAAAACAAAAAUGUAACUCUCACGCGCAUUUUCAAUCCGAAGGAAGGUGGUGCGAAGAAGCAGGGUCAGGUGUUGGUCAUCGACCAGUCGAGUGGUGAGCUGAGUGGUGAGCAGCAACAACAAAAAUUAAUAUCUCCUAAUGCGGCCGGAUAUAGAACGACGGCGGCUGCAGUAUCAGCAUCAUCAGCCACCCAAGAGAAUCUCUCGGCAGUGGCCGCUACAUCGCAAUCACCACGACUCACACCGGGUCACAUGAAAUCGCCACGAGCUUUGCCACAUCUAGCGGCGGCACAUCGUACACCUGACCGUAGUAGUCGUAGCAGUGCUGAACGUAAAGUCCAACAACAGCGUAUCAAGACGCCAUCGUGUACACCAACACGCACUCCUCCUUCAACGCGAACGCCUACACCGACACCGUCACCAGCAGGUCUACUGUCGGCACCCACUGCCUCUCCAAUGCGUACUGCAGCAACCAUGGCGUCGAAUAUUCCAUCCCUUAUCUGUAAAGUGGAUUUAUCCCGAUUGUAUCGCAUUUUGCCAGAAUGGCGUGCAAAUACUUAUCGACUUUCUAACGCAGGCGCUAGCACGUCUGCUAUGCCUCGUUGCGCGCAACACGAGGCAAUAUUGAACGCUGAUCUGCAAGCAACAACUGUCCGCCUUGCAGCUGGUGGCAACGGCAGUGCCACACCACACACUAUCGAUAUCCGAACCCCAACAACACCCCACGCACCACCCGAUCGAGAGCUGUAUCGUUCAAGGGAAAGUCUGGCUGGAGUUGGUGUUGGCGGGGGCGGGAGCGGAGGCAAACAGAGACUGAACACAGUGCAUUCAAAUGGGCGAUUGAGCAGUCGCGGUGGCGGUAGCGGCGACACAACUCCCAAAGAGCAUCCCCAACUCACACCAAAUGGUUACACAUCAGCGACGGCUACAUCAGCAGUACUUACAGGCAAUAACUCACCGCCAACUAAGCAAUUGCUAAAACAUGAGCAAUUGAUCAAGCAUGAACCAGACGCCGAGCUUGAGAGUGCAUCUAUGGUACCUCUCAACAAAGCUGACCCUUACUGCAGCGAAACUAAGUUUAAAACAACCGGCUCAGUUAAGCAAGAAGUACUGCUGCUUAAACAGGACUUCAAGCCUGGACUGCCCCCGCCAAAAGACUAUGUGGUUGGCGAGAAACAAGAUCACCAUGAAGAGGGGCGCAGUGCUUCGCCUACAUCACACAAUCUGCGAGUAAGCGGCAUGACAGAGACAAAGUCCCAACGGCGCAAGCGUAGCGCCAGUUCCAGUCCGUAUAAAGAGAAGAAGCGGAAAAAAGAGAGAACAGACAAAUAUGCCAAAGAUAGUAAAGGGGUAAAAGAGGGAAAAGAGGGGAAAGAAAGUAGCGUGUUCACAACUUCAGACACAAUGGCAGCAUCGGGGAAUGAGAAGGAAAAGGACGUUGACAAACUAUUAACCGCUGUUGGUACUAUAGAACGUGAUAUUGAAAAUGGCGCCAUCAACUGUCUUGGGGGUGCUAACGAUACAAGUAAUCGCGCGGCUGCUUUAAUUUCUCCACAAGACAUCACCAACAAUGGACAAAUGGAGAAGGACCAUCAGCUCAUAGAGAAUCGGCAAUUGCCUCACACGAAUCACGACCGAUUACUCGUGGAACGUCAAAUGGGCCAGCAGCAACAGCUUGCCAGUGCCACCGCACCGAACUCCUCACACAGCCCUGCGCAUUUACCAACAACUGGCAAUCAUUUAAUUGCGCCGCCGAUCGCGGAGACGAUAUCCGUCAACGCGCUGCCUUCGGGAAGUGGAGCUGCGCCCUCGGCACCGCCGCCGCAACUCAUAUAUCGCUCAUUCUUUGAACGAGACGAUAACAGAAUCCGUGAUAACAUUAGCGAAAACUCUAAAUUUCUGCAGGAAGCCGUCCAACGCAAACAUGCAGCAGAUAAGGAGCAAAAUCUAUUCAACCAGGUGUCACUGUAUUUGGAAGCGGUUAUAUAUUUUCUCCUCUCCAGUGCUGGGUUGGAGGAGCAUCGCAACUCCGAAGAAUCCAGCUGGGUGAUGUACAAGGAUACGCUAAACUUAAUUAAAUUUAUCUCGUCAAAGAUAAAGCAUUUGCAAGUGGCCUCAUCUAAUAAUGAAGUGCCCGAACCUCACAAUAAAGUCGCGAUCUUGAGCCUACGUUGUCAGUCGUUAAUCUCGCUUAAACUCUACAAAAUGAAACGCCAGUAUUGUCGCAGCAUAAUAAAUCAUUGCAUUGAAUUAUUAAAGAGUAGUCGCUUGGAAAUACUCAAUGGGAAUACACCUUCAUCAAACUCGCCAUCGAACUCAGUCUGCUCACAGGGCUCUGACUCAAAUACACCUCCUGGACGUAUUGGGCGCCUAGAUGUGCAUACAACGCUCAGCCACCAAAAUUUAUAUUUCAACUUUUUAGCCAAUUGCCAUGAUUUGUGGGAUCAGGCGGACCGCCUUGUUCGGCAGGGAAAUCACACAGAUUUCUUCAUUGCAUUGGAUCACGAGAAUGGUCCUCUGACGCUGCACAGUUCUAUGUAUGACUUGUUUCGAUAUGUUCAGUCUGGCCUUAAGAAGCUGAAAAGCGCCAAUACGAUCGCCACCACGACAGCAACAGAUACACCAUGUGGCAGUAGCGGUAGCGGACCUGCUCCGGGCACUGCCCCUGUUUCUGCUGCUACCAGCACAGCCACAUUGGCCAAUAGCAACAUCACCAAUACUAAUAACAAAUGCAAUUCGAACAUGUCAAAAUUGCACCAGUAGUGUAACAAUUUUCGGCGGUUUUGCGUUUAUGGACCUACACUUUGUUGGUGUUCAAGUGUUGCUCUUUUUGUUACACUGACUGCCCUGACAAAUCCGCCAACGUCGCAGCGGGCUGCAUUCGCUGUUGCAUUUCUUCAAUCGUUAUAGCUUAGAAAGUAAAGAGAAUUUCAUUCAAAAAACAAAAAAACUAUACAUUGUAUAUAUAUAUAUAUAUGUAUAUAUAUAUACAAAAACAAGCCCAUAAUCCAGUGCAAGUGUGUGUGCUUGAGAUUGUUAGUAGGCGGCACAUUUACUAUUUUUUAUAACUUCUACUAGCAUGAGAGUUACUAUUUGAAAAAUCGUUGGACGAGAAUGUAUCAAGCAAUUGUUUGCUUGUUGUUAUAGAAAAACAAGUGUUACAGUUUAUAUUAAUAUUAAUAUUACCAUUAUUUCUAUUACGUUUUUACUAAUAAUGUUUAAUUGAAAUUUAUAUACGUAACACAUAAAUUUAACAACUGAAAAUAUACUUUAUAAACAAAAAUUGCGAGAAUUACGCAAACUUGUGAAAUAAGUGAAUUAGAAGACGCGAAUGUAUUUGUUUUUUAAUUAGUUGCAAAGGAGAAGGAUAAAAUGUUUAUUUGUUUUAUUUUAUUUUUUAUUUUUCACGAUUUUUCGCUUCUAAAAGCACAAAACUUUGUAAAAGAAUAGGAAAAAAGAAGAGCAAAUUCCUUGUUUUCAGAAGCAUAAAUUUUGUAUAUAAUUUGCAUAUAAAAUGCAGCAAGAAAUAUUUUAAUGCUUUUUUAUUAUUAAAUAAUAUUAUUUAAAUUUAUUUAUAUAAAAUCAAUCAUUGGGGUAAAAAUAAUAAAAGCGGGCGCGCUGAUAUAAAAAAUUAUUGCUAAAAUGUAAAUAUCGAUAAAAUUAUUAUUUCGCUUCCGCAGGCACACACAUGAACCACUACGAAGCAUACACUAAACUUAGCCAGUUACUAUGAGGAGUACUCGAUUUUAGUUGAAUUCUAGUACAUUAUUAUUGAGUUCAAGUCGACUUUGUCGGAAAAGGAACUUAGCUAGUGAACUUUGUCUAACCCCUCGUGUUCCACCAAGAGAUGUAAGAAAAUGUUGAAAACUUAAUUUACUGUUACUGUUCCAAAGCUGAAGUAUCACAUCGCAAUUUUAUUCAAAUAUAGCGUCGUUAAGUUUUAGAAAAAAAGAAGGAAGCAAAUUCUUAGUAAUUUUUGAAAUUUUCUUGAAAUAAUCCAAAUACUCGUAAUAAAUAUAUAAUUUUUGGGUUUCGUAUCCACUGCUUUUACUUUGUAUUAAUGUUUAAAGGCAUUUUAGCUGUUUUGUUGGCACUCACUACUACAUAUUGUAUAUAUAUAUAUGUAUAUGUGCAUGUAAGAACAUUAUAUUUAUCAUAUGAUUAUUAUUUUUCCUAUAAUUUAUAGGCAACUUAGUUAAUUGUUUAAGGACCUUUGAACUAAAUUAUUUUUUUAGAUACAAUUAUAUUAGUUUUCUGCUUGUAUUCAGUGCUACUUCGUCACAACUUCACUUGGUGCAAAUUGACUGCUCUGUAAAAAGGCAAGGCCAACUUUAAAAGGUUUCAAAAUUUACAAUUCUUUGCUAGUACACAUUUCCACUUAGAGAAUAAGGGGGUCACCGUAGUCAAGUGCGGUUGUGCGAGACUACCAUUCGGGCUGGUCCGCGUUCGAUACCAACUGUGAAACAUUUUCUUUUUUGAUAACAGUCGCCCUCAACAUGCAAUAUAAAACGUCUAAAUGUAUUUCUAGCUCGUAAAGAUUCAUAUUAAAACCCUAUCCAUACGGAGCCGGCAUACAACCACAGCGCCGUUUGUCUGUAGAACAAGAUGAUCGCGUGCUCAACACGUUUCAGUAGAAGACCGACCAUAACCCCAACAAGCACCAUACCUCAUAUAUAUUAUAGAUAUAAUUAAAUAUUCCUUUUGACGCUUUAUUUUUACUAAACUGAUAUUUGGUCCCAGUAUAAAAGCUGAUGUUACCGGAGUCCUUUUCGCAUUUUGUAAUUUUUUUUAUAUUUAGAUUUUUGUUUCUUGCGUUUCUCUUGUUCUUUUUGUAAAAUACUUCCAAAUAGUAAAGGGGUACAAUUAACUUACAAUUAAUAUAGUUUAAAAUAAGAACGACAUAAAAAAUGUUAAAUUAUUUGUAUACAUAAGAAGUGUGAGCAUAUUAGAAGCGUGCGAAGCCGCCACAGCAAUAAUUAAUGUGUAUUUUCAUUAAAAAAUAACCUAACCUAGGGGCAGCAACUACAAUGCAUGAAAUAAAAAUACCAAAACAAUUUUACAUAUUUUAA
Anastrepha ludens (Mexican fruit fly) is the source of this 8933-nucleotide messenger RNA. RefSeq names its product AF4/FMR2 family member lilli (gene lilli). Gene Ontology annotation, biological process: regulation of gene expression. Gene Ontology annotation, cellular component: super elongation complex; nucleus. NCBI's taxonomy places the organism in Eukaryota, Metazoa, Arthropoda, Insecta, Diptera, Tephritidae. The transcript has 12 exons. The record is from RefSeq and is a predicted model, not a curated record. The coding region runs from base 67 to 6627 and encodes 2186 amino acids.